This is a messenger RNA of Photinus pyralis (common eastern firefly), 915 nucleotides long. Its product is annotated as histone deacetylase 8-like. Gene Ontology annotation, molecular function: histone deacetylase activity. Lineage: Eukaryota; Metazoa; Arthropoda; Insecta; Coleoptera; Lampyridae. The record is from RefSeq and is a predicted model, not a curated record. The transcript has 6 exons. The annotation marks the transcript as partial.
UUUAGGUUAAUUAAAGUUGGAAUGGAAAAGAAGGUAAUUUACAUUUACGAUUCUACUUUACGCGACGAAUGCGAUCGCCUGCCAACAGUUCCUGGACGAGCUUCCAUCGUAACCGACUUAGUUAACUCGUACGAACUGCUCAAAUCUGGUAACGUAACGGUAGUCCCAAGCGUUCCGGCCACAUACGAUGAGCUUAGAUUAUUCCAUUCGAGUGCGUACUUGGAUUUUAUGAAAGCGUACAAAGAGGACGAUGUUGGCUUCGAAGAUGGAGAGGAAGACGAGUUCGGUUUAAGUUACGACUGUCCCUUGCUCCCUCGACUUUACACAUUAGUGCAAGCAUUAGCCGGUGGUUCGAUAACUGCUGCAAAUUUACUGGCGGAGCGCAAGUGCGAUUUUGCAAUUAACUGGUUCGGCGGCUGGCAUCACGCCCAAAGAGACGAAGCCGAAGGAUUUUGUUACGUAAACGACAUUGUGAUCGCCAUUCAGACUCUAACGAGAAGCUUUACCAAGAUAUUGUAUGUUGAUCUAGACGUCCAUCACGGGAACGGAGUACAGAAUGCGUUCGAAUUGAGCCCGAAAAUUUUAACUCUGUCUUUCCACAAGUACAGCCCUGGAUUUUAUCCGGGCGGCGGUAAUGUUGACGAAGUCGGGAGUCGGCGAGGGGAAUAUUUCUCCCUGAAUGUUCCAUUACGCGACGGUUGUAGUGGGAAAACGUAUUUGAGGUGUUUUAAAGAGAUCUUUCCGAGAGUUUUCCGAGCUUUUAAACCUUCGGCCUUGGUUGUACAGUGUGGUGCAGACUGCAUUAAUGGGGAUCCUGUUGGGCAAAUUAAUAUUACGACGAAAGAUAUGGGGGAGUGUAUCAAGGAUGUUUUGAACUGCAAUGUACCAACUUUGUUUUUAGGGGGAGAAAUAUAA